GCCUAUCUUCCGAGUUUUCCUCCUUUUUGCCUUUGAGACCAGUAACCGCUCCCGCCAGCUCAAGAUCAGCUCCUCUUCCAGCCUCUUUCUGUCAAUUCUGCCCGUGCCCCCUUCUUUGCAUUCGUAUCCCCUCCCCCAAGUCCGCUCCAAUCCAAUCCGGAGACUCGACUCUGCCCCCGGACUCCAGACUAAAUCCGUUCCUCGGCUCGGCAAAGCAGCUCUGCACGUCCCUUCCCACUUGCUCAGCCAAUCGCUGGCCUCGGCCCCGCCCCUUUGGGCUGGGCCCCUCUCAUGCCACCAAUCCGCGCCUUUUGUCCCGCCCUCUGCCCGCGAGUCCACCAAUCCCGCCCUUCGGAAAGCGUGGUCUGGUAUCCAGCUGCUGGAGCGGGUCGCGCUGGAGGGGGGCGGAGGCGGAAGUGGCGGUGCCGGGCCCGGGGAGUAGGAAGAAGCCGGGGCUGUAGCCGGAGUGGAGCGGCUGCCAGCCGAGGAGCAGGCGCGGCUGCGGCGCCAUAUUGCGGCCCUCAGCGGCCGCGACCGAGUCAUGGCCGAGACCUACGGUCGGUGACGCGGAGUUAUUACCGAGGGGCAGCUGGAGCCCUGCUGGUGUACGACAUCACCAGCCGGGAGACGUACAACUCACUGGCUGCCUGGCUGACGGAUGCCCGCACCCUGGCCAGCCCCAACAUCGUGGUCAUCCUCUGUGGCAACAAGAAGGACCUGGACCCUGAGCGGGAGGUCACUUUCCUGGAGGCCUCCCGCUUUGCCCAGGAGAAUGAGCUGAUGUUUCUGGAGACCAGCGCUCUCACAGGUGAGAACGUGGAAGAGGCGUUCCUCAAGUGUGCCCGCACCAUCCUCAACAAGAUUGACUCAGGCGAGCUAGACCCCGAGAGGAUGGGAUCUGGCAUCCAGUACGGGGACGCGUCCCUCCGCCAGCUUCGGCAGCCUCGGAGUGCCCAGGCCGUGGCCCCUCAGCCGUGUGGCUGCUGAGCCUUGUGGAGCCAGCUCACCUGUUCUUCAGGACCAGCCCUGCCCUUCCGGCCGGGGCCCAGGCCCAGGCCCAGGCCCAGGCUCCGAGAGGCCAUGUCCCAACCUGCCCUGGCCCCGGAGAAGCUGCGCCGCCACCUGUCCCCCUUCCUUGGUGGGGCCUGGCUUUGGGGCAAGACUGAGUCACGGGGGAAGGGGGAUCCCGUACCUGCUGCUGCUUCCUCUGUCUUGGCUAACCUCUGUCCCCCUGAACCCCUAACCAUACCCCAAGAGCUCCCAAAGCCUGAGACCAGGGUCAUUUGUCCCUACCUCCCCGCCUGGCCCUGCUGUUGCUAGUACCUGUUAUUUAUUACCUGGAGGCCUGUCCAGCACCCACCCUACCCCCAUAAAGCAUUGUUUACACCUGU
Molecule: messenger RNA, 1391 nt
Organism: Macaca mulatta (Rhesus monkey)
Lineage: Eukaryota; Metazoa; Chordata; Mammalia; Primates; Cercopithecidae
Gene: RAB4B
Product: RAB4B, member RAS oncogene family
Biological process (GO): Rab protein signal transduction
Molecular function (GO): GTP binding; GTPase activity
Source: RefSeq, a predicted model, not a curated record